Lepisosteus oculatus (spotted gar) is the source of this 2618-nucleotide messenger RNA. RefSeq names its product opsin 1 (cone pigments), short-wave-sensitive 2 (gene opn1sw2). Gene Ontology annotation, molecular function: G protein-coupled photoreceptor activity. Gene Ontology annotation, cellular component: photoreceptor outer segment; plasma membrane. The record is from RefSeq and is a predicted model, not a curated record. Lineage: Eukaryota; Metazoa; Chordata; Actinopteri; Semionotiformes; Lepisosteidae. Gene Ontology annotation, biological process: G protein-coupled receptor signaling pathway; cellular response to light stimulus; phototransduction.
GAGGGAAAUCGGCUCGCGCGCGCCGACGCUGUUGCAGGACCAGAUCCAAAUUCAGAAAUCUGUGUAUAUGUACGUGUCCAUCUACUUUCCUGCAGUGUAACUGUAAAAGAACAAUAUAUAUAUUAAAAAAAAAACAAAGGACCGAGAAAGAUUUUAACCCAAGUAGGGACCGUUUGUUCUUGCAUGCACGUAGGCGAUUUUCUAUAAAGCGACAAAAUGCGUCAACUUCGGCCCGAUUCCUACCAGCAAGAGCUCCCGGACGACUUUUAUAUCCCCAUCAAGCUCAACACCAACAACAUCACGGCUCUGUCUCCCUUCCUGGUGCCGCAGACGCACCUGGGCAGCACGACCAUGUUCAUGAGCAUGGCCGCCUUCAUGUUAUUCCUCACCAUCGCCGGCGUCCCCAUCAACCUGCUCACCAUCAUCUGCACCUUCAAGUACAAGAAGCUGCGCUCGCACCUCAACUACAUCCUCGUGAACCUGGCCGUGGCGAACCUGCUCGUGUGCUCCCUGGGCUCCUUCACCGCCUUCUUGAGCUUCUACAACAUGUACUUCACAAUGGGCCCCAUCGCCUGCAAGAUCGAGGGCUUCACAUCGGCGCUGGCAGGCAUGGUCAGCCUCUGGUCCCUGGCCGUGGUGGCGUUUGAGCGGUACCUGGUCAUCUGCAAGCCCAUCAGCAACCUCACCUUCAGGAGCUCCCACGCCAUCAUAGGCUGUGUGGUCACAUGGGUCUUUGCUCUGGUGGCCUCCGCCCCGCCACUCUUCGGCUGGAGCCGGUAUAUUCCCGAGGGGCUGCAGUGCUCUUGCGGGCCCGACUGGUACACCACCAACAACAAGUUUAACAACGAGUCCUACGUCAUGUUCCUCUUCGUGUUCUGCUUUGGGGUCCCCUUCAGCACCAUCGUCACCUGCUACAUCCGCCUGCUCAUGACACUGCGAUCGGUGGCCAAGGCUCAGGAGCAGUCUGCCACGACCCAGAAGGCCGAGCGGGAGGUGACCAAGAUGGUGGUGGUGAUGGUGAUGGGCUUCCUGGCGUGCUGGCUGCCCUACACCAGCUUCGCGCUGUGGGUCAUCACGCACCGCGGGGAGAGCUUCGACCUGCGCCUGGCCACCAUCCCCAACGUCUUCUGCAAGGCCUCCACCGUCUACAACCCCAUCAUCUACGUCUACAUGAACAAGCAGUUCCGCUCCUGCAUGUUGAAGAUGGUUUUCUGCGGGAAGAGCCCGUUCGGGGAGGAAGAGGACUCCUCUUCUCAGACCACCCAGGUCUCCUCCGUCUCCAGCAGUCAGGUGGCCCCCGCGUAAGAGGGGGGCCCCCCAAUCUCUUUCUCCUGGGACUGGUGCCACACUACGCAACCCACAGCCCGGCCAGCUCACCGCCCACCGCAUCCCUCUCUCCCCCUCUCCGUCUCGCACCCUGGGCCGCACGCAGAAAGCAUCGUCCUCCGCUCGUGCCUGAAGAAAAUGGGAGAGGCACACGUACUGCGUUUUAUAAAAGGGGGCGAGCGGUGCUACAGUGCCCCUUAACCCUCUGAAUCAAGCCCCCCCCCCCCCGUAUGCGACCCCUGACAGAGGCCGCACCUCUCAGGUCAGCCACAGGGCCGGCGCUGUUGAUCCUUUCACACAUAGAGGAAAAGCCAUCACACAUGGGCCCCUCAUAACUCACAGUGAUGCGGGUCCUUCGAAAUCCUCAUCCAAUAAGUAGUAUUGGAUCCAUAUCCAUCCAAUAAGUAAUCACACACACUUUAUUGAUUUCUUUAUUUUAUCGUUACAUAGGAGUAAAAGACUUAAGGAUUUCUAGAUGGGUGGGGGUCUCUUUGUCGAUAAGCUCAUUUAGGCAGAAGCAUCAGUUACGAUGAUUUGCUGUGGCUGUCAUUUUUCUUGCCUCACAGUAAAGCAGUAAAGGUGAUGAUCAAUUCUAUUUGGAAAAUUGCAUUAAAACAGUUUUCAGGGUUAAGUAAAAUUAGUGAUCACCUGCUUGUCUUCCAUCCUUACAUUUUCUAACCUCUUUAGCCAAUUCAGGCUGGCGGGGGAGCCAGAGACUGUCCCAGCAAGCAACAGGCGCACGGCAGGGCACCCCCUGGAAGGGACGCCAGUCCAUCGCAGGGCACACACAGACACACACACAGACACACUCACGCCAGGGCCAGUUUUCCCAGCAGCCAGUUAAUCCACCAGCAUGUCUUUGGGCUGCAGGAGGAACCCAGGGCACCUGGAGGACACCCACACAAACACAGGGAGAGCAUACAGACUCCACACAGACAGCCCCCUAGGAACUGAAAGCAGGACCCCCGCGCUGCUAGGCAGCAAAGCUAACCACUCCACCUCCAUGCUGCCCACACGUUUAUCUUCCUAAAUGAUCUGGCUAAUCCAGAGGUUGGCCAGCCCUGGUCCCGGAGAGCCACAGUCCAGCCGGCCUUAUGGUUCACCCCUAAAAUCAUCGGUUUGCAACACUUGGAACGUGUGAGUUUUGAUCGAUUUUAAUCAGCUAGUUAGUUCAAUUAAGUCAGUCCGUCAAAGUAAUGUGUGGUGCUUAAUCAACCAUCAUCCAGGUGGGGCUGCACAUUGGUGGUGUUGGAGGGGAGUCCCCAUUACCUGUAAAGUGCUUUGAGUGGAGU